AUGAGCAGAAAUAUCAAUAUUCCCCCAAGAAUUGGUAAUGGCACCACCCAAGCUUGCGCUGCUUGCAAGUACCAGCGCAGGAAAUGCGCUCCCGACUGCAUUCUCGCCCCUUAUUUUCCUCACAACCGACUGCACCAAUUCCUCAACGCCCAUAAAUUGUUUGGUGUUAGCAACAUUACCAAGUGCAUCAAGGACCUUGAUCCUCCUCACAAAGACGAAGCCAUGAAAACCAUUAUCUUCCAAUCAGACGUACGUGCCAAUGAUCCUGUUGGUGGUUGUUACAGAAUCAUAUGCGACCUUCAACGCCAGAUUGAAUAUAAUAAAGCUGAACUUGAACUUGUUCUUCAACAACUAGCUCUAUGUCAUGCACAGGCUCAGGUUCAGGCUCAGCAGCAACAACAAUCAAUCAACAUGAACCUUAAUGUCACCGUGGAGUCUGAUGAUUCGACGCGCGACUGUCAUGAGAUGGUUCACAAUGUAGUGGAUCCUCUGAACAUGCAAUAUUACUAUCUUCAGUCAUUUCAAGAUCAGACCCAACAGAAAAUGCAAGACCAAGAAGAUAUGGGUGUGUGGGCAGCUGCCUUGCAGGAUUCUAGUUUAUCUUCAUUGUCGUCUUCAUUGGGCGUUAAGCAGAGUUUUGUUAAUGAAUGCGAUGAUAUCAAGCCGGUUCUUGAUGUUCCAUUAGAGAGACACGAGGUGAAGUUCAAGCCGGAAGAGCUAGUCGAGCGAAGGUUUGCACCAUCCACGCAAUUACUUAUGUCGUCCUAG
This is a messenger RNA of Tripterygium wilfordii, 768 nucleotides long. Its product is annotated as LOB domain-containing protein 22-like. The record is from RefSeq and is a predicted model, not a curated record. NCBI's taxonomy places the organism in Eukaryota, Viridiplantae, Streptophyta, Magnoliopsida, Celastrales, Celastraceae. The coding region runs from base 1 to 768 and encodes 255 amino acids. The transcript is spliced from 2 exons.